Molecule: messenger RNA, 3079 nt
Organism: Photinus pyralis (common eastern firefly)
Lineage: Eukaryota; Metazoa; Arthropoda; Insecta; Coleoptera; Lampyridae
Product: GPI ethanolamine phosphate transferase 1-like
Exons: 12
Coding region: 167-2875 (902 amino acids)
Biological process (GO): GPI anchor biosynthetic process
Cellular component (GO): endoplasmic reticulum membrane
Molecular function (GO): mannose-ethanolamine phosphotransferase activity
Source: RefSeq, a predicted model, not a curated record
GUCAGCCAUUCACGCCAGCCUUUUGCUUCGCCAUCUUUCACGCUUUUUUACGCUUUUUGUGUUAAGUGCCGUAUGAAAAUUAAACACACUAGUUUCACAGUUUAUGUUUAGUUUAAUUUUGUUCAAAUAACUACUCUUGUGUACAUGCUGAAGCCGAAGCUUUGAGAUGGACCCGGUGGCCCCCUUUCGAAAAGCCGCCGUGAUCGCGGUACUGGUCCACAUAACCAUGUUAUGUGCAGUCUUCGAUAUUUAUUUCUAUUCGCCAGUCGAACAUGGAAUGACACCACACCACACAGAAGGUGGAGUCCUAGCACAACGAGUCGUUCUGUUUGUGGCAGAUGGCUUACGAGCUACGAGCCUCUAUGACGAGCAUGAGAUACACGCCCCUUAUUUAAAGUCGAUUAGAGAAAACGUUGGUGUGUGGGGCAUCGCGCACACUCAGGUUCCGACAGAGUCACGACCAGGACAUAUUGCUCUUUUGGCAGGAUUUAACGAAGAUCCCAGGGCUAUUCUGAAGGGUUGGCGAUCAAAUCCGGUAGAUUUCGACUCGGUGGUAAAUCAAAGCACGAACGCUUGGUGUUGGGGUAGUCCUGACAUUGUAGACAUGUUUAAUAAAGAUGGGUUGCCACACAUUCACAUCGACUCUUACGAUGCCGGCAUGCAGGACUUUUCCGGCAAGGAUAAUGCCUCCACAGUUUUAGACUUGUGGGUUUUUGAUAAAGUUAAAAAGUUUGUGGAAGAACAACCCCGUUCUCCAUUUGCUUACAAUGACUUCCGUGCCGAGGGAAAUAUCUUGUUCUUACAUUUACUCGGAUUGGACACUGCCGGACAUUCCAUUAAACCGACAUCGAAGGGUUACAUAACUAAUAUCAAAGUUGUGGAUGACGGAAUUCAAUCUACUGUAGAACUCCUCGACGAGUAUUUUAAUGAUGGAAGGACUGCAUAUGUAUUUACUGCUGACCAUGGAAUGACAAAUUGGGGAUCUCACGGUGAUGGCUCGAAACAUGAAACCGAAGUUCCAUUCAUAGCUUGGGGCGCUGGCAUCAACACACACAAUAAACCUAUCAACAUUAACCAAACAGACAUAGCACCGUUUUUGGCAUCUUUAGUAGGGAUCAACAUUCCUAUAAACUCUUUGGGUGUUGUACCGAUUGAUCUGCUCGACGCCUUGCCAUCAGAAAAAGCUCAUAUUUUGUACGCCAACAGCCGUCAAUUAACCGAGCAGCUCCUAAGGAAACAAGGUACCUUUUCAAAAAAAGGCACUAGAUUGAUGUCCAAACUGGUGUAUCCAGAUAGCGAGCCAGAAGCAUUACAACGUAAACUCGAUAGAAUUCAUAGUGAUAUCCAAGAGCAAAAUUUUGAUGAUGCGAUCGCUAGUGCACUCCAAGUGAUAAAACUGUGCAAGAAUCUAAUAAAAAAUUAUAAUACAAGGCAUCAAUUGUACCUACUGGGUUUGGUUGUUACUGUGUUCCUGGGGUGGAUUGUGCAUCUUGUAAUAAUGAUUAUUAAAGCGAGUAGAUUUGGUAAAAAGCUUUGUAUCGAACGUUUUAGUAUAACACACAUUCAAACAUUGAAAAUGUUCGAGUCCAUAAUAUAUUCUACACUACCAGUGGUACACUUACUCGUGUUUGUUGGAGUGUUGCCAACAGAUUAUUUAUACACUGCGAUGAUAAAUAAUUAUUACGCAAUCGCGAUAAAUCAACACGUUCUCAGUUUAAUUUUUGUGUUCGUUUGGCGAUCGAGCACGAGGACUCACCUGAUGGAAUUUAUUAGAUAUUCCUUAGGGAUUGUGUUAUUGGUGGCAUCGUUCUUCGACCGUUCUUAUAUGUGUAUCGUUCCGAUCCUCUACUUUUGGAAAUCUUUUUAUGAAAUGGACCUUUUCAAAAAUUUCGCGGAGUGGCGUAACCAUGUAAUUGAUUUGAUGCUUCUGGCAGCCUGCCCUCUUUUUCUAGAAUUGCAAACUGAAUUCAGCUACAUCUACUUAAUGAUCGCAGCCUCUUUGUGGGUAGAAUUUUACUUCCGGUUUUCAAGGAGAAAGAUUCCAUUUAUUGAAAGAUGUCUUUUUGUUGGCCAAUUUUUGUUAUUAGCCUUUGCCUACCUCAAUGUCCUCAUGGUAAAUUACACUAUUACAAAUGGGUACGGAUUACUAACGAUUAAUCAGUUAAUGUCGUGGAUUUUACUAGUGGUAUCCCCAAUUAUUCCGACUAUUUUCUAUAAGAAUUUGGACACUAGAAUUUUGAGUAGCGUGUUGGCAUUAGCAGUUCCGUAUACACUUAUGGCCAUUGGAUUUGAACACAUCUUCCUGGGUUUGUUUAUGAGAGUUAUUGUAAAGUGGUCUAGCACAGAAAAGUCCCGUCUGCAACACGCCAAUAUGAAUCAACGUUUAACCCUAUACAAUACUGGUGAUCUUCGUAUGAUAGAAUAUACAUUCUUCCUGCUGAUGUUUGUUAUGUUCGGUUAUUUUGGAGUUGGAAACACGGCGAGUAUGAAUUCAUUUGAUCCAAUGUGGGUCAGGUGCUUCGUGACGAUCUUUAGUCCCCAUACAAUGGCCGGCCUAAUUUUGAUUAAACUUACCAUUCCGUUCUUAAUUGUUCUUUGCGGAUUCAAGAAUUUGGUUGGCAGAAUGAUGGGUUCUUCUCACUUUUCCUUUCUUGUUCUGAUGUUCUUUUGCGAUUUAAUGGUUAUUACUUUAUUAUGUUUUGUAACAAAUGAGGGCUCCUGGCUACAAAUAGGCGUCAGUGUGUCACGAUUCGUUACUGUUAAUGUUGCUAUAAUAGCAAUAAUUGUACUCUAUCAGAUUGCUAGUUGGUUAAUGACGUUUGAAUGUGUAUUUUUACGCCAAAUGUGCAAAAAGUUCUUACGAACUGAUGCUUAAAUUUACAUCACUGAACUUAUGUGAUUAAUGGCUGUGGAAAAUACUAAGACUUAAUAUUAAUAGAAAAAAUUCAGUAUUAUUUUUUCUAGAAUUUACAUUUGAGUUUCUUCGUUUUUGAAUUUGAGUUCCUGAGUUUUUGAGUUUGUGUUUAAUCUAUGUUUCUUUGUAUUCUAGUUCUAGUUCUAAUAAAUAUGUUUCAUUGAC